Messenger RNA from Drosophila hydei, 1156 nucleotides. RefSeq names its product hydroxysteroid dehydrogenase-like protein 1. Gene Ontology annotation, cellular component: endoplasmic reticulum. Lineage: Eukaryota; Metazoa; Arthropoda; Insecta; Diptera; Drosophilidae. The record is from RefSeq and is a predicted model, not a curated record. Gene Ontology annotation, molecular function: oxidoreductase activity. The transcript has 3 exons. The coding region runs from base 137 to 1072 and encodes 311 amino acids.
UUUAAUCGGCAAGUUUAUAUUAUAAACACACAAUUCACAUGUGGUUCGAUGUCAGUCUUGGUACGCCGUCGAUGUGUACAGUCCGUUGUUGGUCGAGCGCUGCUGAGCACGGGAAUUUAAUUGAAAUUCAAACAGAAUGUGGGCCGGCCUAUCGACGUUUCUUAUCAGCGUGGGGGUGUACGCACUCGUCGCUUAUCUAUACGAGCAGUUGCGAACGCCGUUUCGCUUGCUCAAGCUGCGUCUGAUUGGCGAUGCCAGGCACAGGCUGAGCAUCAAGGAACGCUUUGGCAAUUGGGCGGCCAUAACUGGCAGCAGCGAUGGCAUUGGCAAGGCCUAUGCCAUGGAGCUGGCGCGCAACGGCAUCAAUGUGGUAUUGAUAGCCAGGAACGAGGACAAACUAAAGGCAGUUGCCAAAGAAAUAACCACGGAGUGCAGCGUGCAGGUUAAGAUUGUCGUCGCUGAUUUCACACAGGGGUCUGCAGUCUAUGACCAUAUUGAGCACGAGCUUAAGGAUGUCCCAGUAACCAUACUAAUUAACAAUGUGGGCAUUGGCUUUCCGGGUGGCCUCAGCAGAGUGACCAAGGAGCAACUCCAACAGCUGAUCGAUACAAAUGUGCUAGCUGCUGCACAGCUGUCGCGCUACUUCUUCCAGCGUCUGCGCGCCGCCGACCAAAAGGGCGCCAUUGUCAAUGUGAGCUCCGGCACGGAACUGCAGCCCGUGCCAUUUGCCGCGCUUUAUGCAGCCACGAAGGCUUUCAUGCGCAGCUUUACGCUGGCGCUGCAGUGGGAGGCUGCUCGGUUUGGCAUCCAUGUGCAGCUGCUGUCUCCCAACUUUGUGGUCACCAAGAUUAACAACUACUCCAAGCGCAUUAUGCGCGGCGGUCUCUUUAUACCCACAGCGGAGCAAUAUGCGCGCAGCGCUGUGGCCCAGCUGCGGGAUGGUGUGGACGAAACUCCUGGCUACUUCUGGCAUCAUGUGCAGAAUGCAGCUAUGACCGCUUUCCCAUGGAGAUUGCGCUUAAAUGUGGCUCAGCUGUUCUUCACAAGGAUUGCUGACAAAGAUAGGAAGUAAAAUCAUUGCAUACUUCUAGGCUGUAUGUGUAAUGAACAGGGUUUGUGCCUUGGCUAAUUGUCUUAGCUAUUGAGCUUGUAGCUU